Eimeria necatrix is the source of this 1107-nucleotide messenger RNA. RefSeq lists its product as hypothetical. Lineage: Eukaryota; Apicomplexa; Conoidasida; Eucoccidiorida; Eimeriidae. The transcript is spliced from 4 exons. The coding region runs from base 1 to 1107 and encodes 368 amino acids. The record is from RefSeq and is a predicted model, not a curated record.
AUGGCCAAGCAAACCAAGCAGCAGCCCCUGGCGGCCCUCGACGCCCCACAACAGACAUGCAGCAGCAGCAGCAGCAGCAGCAGCAGCUCCAUGGCUAGCGAGGCAGCAGCAGCAGCAGAAAGAGACCCAGAACUCAGCCGGGCGGGGGGCCCCCCGGGGGGCCCCCCAGGGGGCCCCCCAGGGGGCCCCCCAGGGGGCCCCCCAGGCCCCGAGGAGACGGACGGGCUGCCCCUGAGGGCCGAAACUUUCCUCAACUUUGUUGACCCCUCGACGCUGCUGCUGCUGCCCUCCAGAGAGACAGCAGAGGCUCUUGUGCGGCAGCACAGGGAGCGGCUGACGCUGGCCAGGCAGCAGCAGCAGCAGCAGCAGCAGCAGCAGCAGCAACUGCAGCAGCAGCAUCAAAGGGGCGCCUGCACCUGCCCCCCGCCGCACAAGCGUCUCAGGGGCCCCCGUCGUGCCGCGAGCUGCUGCGCCGCCCGUCUGGGCGCUCCCCUGGGCGCCCCUCUGGGGGCCCCCCUGGGGGCCCCCCGCUGCGGCUGCGAGCCCCCCGCCGGUGCUGCUGUGCAGCGAAGAGGCCCCGCUGCUGGCGCUGGAAAGAAGCCUCGCUGCGCGGAAGACUCUGCAGCGGCUGCGGCAGCAAGUGCUGGAGCUGCCGCGGCCGAACCGGCACGGCGUGGGGCUGAUAUACGGGGCCAGAAUGAGCAGCGACGACGGCCACGACUACAGAGUGAUCUACUGGGGCGAGUUGUACGGCGCGACGAAGGAGGAGAAGGCGAUUCACAAGAGAAAUGCGCAGCAAUUCCGAGCGCUCAUUCGCUCCCUCGUCGAAGCUUCGCCCGACAAAUGUUUGACAGUGCAGCAGUUGGUGUUGGACUUGGACAUAAACAUGAGCAAGGGCUGGGUCCACUUCGCAAAGCUCUCGCUCCCCGGAAAACACGACCCUUACAGCGAAUUUCUCUUGCGGAGAAAACGCGAAGAUGCGCCCGCAGCCCAACAGCCCUCUUCGUCUUGAGCAGCAGCACGCAGCAGGAAGGCUGCAGCAGCAGCAGCAGCUGCUGCUGCUGCAGCAGCAGCAGCAGCAGCAGCAGCAGCGGAGUCUGCUGCUGA